GCCAUCAGUGCCUCGUUGUUUUUACAACUACCGUGGCUUCCAGCUUAAGCUUCGUGGCGGAUGACUUCUUUUGUGAAUGCCUAUAAUACUCGCGCUGUCACCUUUCUUUGAUCUUGACGCGUGCCAUCCUUUAUCUCAUGAGCGUAGUUGAUUUCAAUUCCAUUCAGCAAGUGAGUCCCGAGCAAGAGGAAGCUGCGCGUCAAUUUUUAUCUGAACGUUACAAGGAAUUUCUCCAAAUAUCCGAUGAAGACCGUCGGCGCUAUGUGACGUUGUCCAAAAAGAUGCACGACGCACUUGACAACAAUGACCCGUCGGUACUAAAAUCAGUGAUCUACCAACACAUAUGGGAAAACCCGGAGAGGUUUAUUCGCAUGAAACUCCCUUCACUUCCGUUACCACUGAGAGAAGAGCUUAUGGUGCGCAAUGUGAUGGAUAGCUGUCCGUUCAAAUCUCUUAUCAGCUGUCUUGGAGGUUUCGUCUUGGGAGGUAUAUUUGGGUUAUUCUCCGCAAGUGUUGAUCCUAUGAGCACCACGCAUGGGGCCAACAUACCCACCACUCGUGAGGUGGCCAGGGAAAUGUACUCUCGUUCUUUAUCUCAUGCUAAGAGCUUUGCAAUGAUCGGUGCUAUGUUUGCGGCUACCGAAUGUCUUCUAGAAAGCCACCGAGGUAAAAGUGAUCUGUUAAACAGCACCCUCUCUGGUGCUAUUGUUGGAGGGACAAUUGGAUUCAGAGCUGGGUUACAACCUGCUAUAGUCGGAGCUGCUGGUUUCGCUCUGUUUUCUACCGCAGUCGACUAUUACUUCCGACAUAAGUCUUGAUCAUCCAUCUACGCUUACUCAUAUGUGCAGUUUACUUAUUUUCUGUAAAAAAUGGCAAUAAAUCUCAACCUCCGCUCCAGACUUUUGUUAUCUGUGAUUUCAAUGCCAUAGAGUUCGUAUUGUGAUUUACUUCGGUCCGCUUAUGUUUUCA
This is a messenger RNA of Dicrocoelium dendriticum, 969 nucleotides long. Lineage: Eukaryota; Metazoa; Platyhelminthes; Trematoda; Plagiorchiida; Dicrocoeliidae. The record is from the annotation of a GenBank genome assembly.